Triticum aestivum (bread wheat) is the source of this 1506-nucleotide messenger RNA. Its product is annotated as F-box/FBD/LRR-repeat protein At1g51370-like. The record is from RefSeq and is a predicted model, not a curated record. Lineage: Eukaryota; Viridiplantae; Streptophyta; Magnoliopsida; Poales; Poaceae. Gene Ontology annotation, molecular function: protein binding.
AUGGCCGAGCACCUGCAGGCACCGUUCAACAACGUCAACCCAGUGAUGGCGGCCGACCCGCACGAGAGGGAGCGAUGCGCAAAGCUGAUGCUAGCGUACAUCUACCACAACCUCCCCGACUACCCCCUCUACAACGGCGCGCGGCUCACCGCCCUCCCCGCCGCCCGCAUCAGCCGCCUCCCCCGCGAGAUCCUGCGCGACAUCGUCGCCCGCCUCCCCGUCAAGGACGCCGCGCGCACCGCCGUGCUCUCCUCCCGCUGGCGCGCGCUCUGACGUUCCACGCCCCUCGUCCUCGUCGACAUCCACCUCCUCCCCAAAGCCCAGGCCUUCCGCCCAACGCCGGCCAACUCGCCGGCUGUCAUCGCCGCCGUCUCCCGCAUCCUCGAAGCGCACCCGGGCCCCUUCUGCUGCGUCCACCUUAUCUGCAGCCAGAUGGACGGGUACCGCGCCCAGCUCGCGCGCUGGCUCCAGCUCCUCGCCGCCAAGGGCGUCCAGGACCUCCUCCUCGUGAACCGCCCGUGGCCGCUCGAGGUGCCCCUCCCCGCCACGCUCUUCACCAUCACCACCCUCACCCGCCUCUACGUCGGCGUCUGGAAGUUGCCGGGCACGGCCGCCCUGCGUGGCGCCUCCUUUCCCCGCCUCCGGGAGCUCGGCCUCUAUUUCGUCGAAAUGGAGCACGGCGUCGUCGACUCCCUCGUCGCCAGGAGCCCCGUCCUGGAGAUCCUCAACAUCGUGGGAUGCAUGAAGGGUGGGUUGCGUCUACGUCUCGUCAGCCAGAGCCUGCGGUGCCUGCAAAUCUGCGGCUUUGUUUUGGAGGACAUCGCCGUGGUGAAGACUCCAUGCCUCGAGCGGUUCAUCCUGUCAUCGCCUUGCAAACCCGCUGGUGGCUUGUGCACCAGGCUCAGGAUUGUCGAUGCCCCCAAGCUGCAGGCGUUUGGAUAUUUAGAGCCAGGACAGAUCCUAGAGGUCCAAGGCACUGUCAUCAUGCCCGGAAUAAAGGCGAGCGAAAGUGCCUUGCUCACAAGCGUGAAGAUUCUUAGUUUGAAUGUGUGUUUCGGGGUUCGCAAUGACGUUAAGAUGGUGCCCACCUUCCUCAAAUGCUUUCCCAACGCCGAGAGACUGCAUAUUAUGAGCGCAAAAUGUGGUCAGCCCACUGGUAACCGCCUCACCGUCAAGUUCUGGGAGGAGUCUGAUCCCAAACAAAACCUCCUCUCGCGCAUCAACAUGCUGACUUUCCGGGAGUUCAAAGGGGACCGAGGUGAGGUUGGCUUCCUAGAGUUCGUCUUUCAGAGUGCACGGGCGCUGGACAAGGUAGCUAUUUUCAUGGCCAAUCCAAGCUUCAUGCGGUUCUCGACGGACGAGGCGCUUGUCAAGGCGCAAUACAGCGCUAGAAACCUGGCGAGUAAAUAUUGUGAAAAGUGCAUCAUCUGGAGUAGCCGUCCUGAAGGAGGCGAUGCUUGGAGCCUCAGAGUCGGGGCAGAUUUCUCCUUCGAGGACCCGUUCACG